Molecule: messenger RNA, 1471 nt
Organism: Austrofundulus limnaeus
Lineage: Eukaryota; Metazoa; Chordata; Actinopteri; Cyprinodontiformes; Rivulidae
Gene: irf10
Product: interferon regulatory factor 10
Exons: 7
Coding region: 34-1110 (358 amino acids)
Biological process (GO): regulation of transcription by RNA polymerase II; immune system process
Cellular component (GO): nucleus
Molecular function (GO): RNA polymerase II cis-regulatory region sequence-specific DNA binding; protein binding; DNA-binding transcription factor activity, RNA polymerase II-specific
Source: RefSeq, a predicted model, not a curated record
UUUUUUUUUUGUUGUUUGAAUGCAGUUUUUUUAAUGAGCUUGUUGUGCUCACCUGGUUCUGCUCAGGCCUGGGCCGUGUACAAGGGCAAAUACAGAGAGGGCAGGGACAAAGCCGACCCCACCAUGUGGAAGACCCGACUCCGCUGCGCCCUCAACAAGAGCUCCGACUUCCAGGAGGUCCCUGAACGCAACCAGCUGGACAUCACGGAGCCGUACAAGGUCUACCUGAUCCAGCAGGACACAUCCCCGGUCAAACCUGCAGUGGGUCCUCACACACACCAUCAGGUCCUCAAACAGGUGAAACUGUCUCCCAGGAGUCCUGUUUACCUUGACAACCAGCUUCAUUUCCAGACAGAAUCGUUCCAAGUAAACACAGAGGAAAAACUGCGUUCUGACGACCCAUUGAAGGAGCACAUGUACUGUGAGAUAACAGAGGAAACUAUUCAAAAUCUGGCUCCGGCUCCCAUCAACUUCUUCAGUCCCACGCUAGAUAUAUCAGACUUUCGUAUGCAGGUGAGGCUUUUGUACCAAGGCAACACGGUGACUAAAGUGACCACCAGGAGCCCAGACGGGUGCUUCAUUCUUCAGGGUCGAGUUCCUUUGGGAAAUGAACGGAUCUACGGGCCCUGCUCAGCCCAGCAGCUCUCUUUCCCUUCUCCAGCCUCGGUGUCUCUACCCACCUGCAUGGCCGAGGCGAUGAAUCGCCUACUUUGUCACCUGGAGAGGGGCGUGCUACUAUGGGUGGCGCCUGACGGGGUGUUUAUCAAGCGGUUCUGCCAGGGCAGGGUGUACUGGAGUGGUCCCAUGGCCCAACACGUCGACCAGCCAAACAAACUGGAGCGGGAAAAGACGUUCAAACUCCUGGAUAUCCAAGUGUUUCUUAAUGCUCUGCAGAACUGUUUGCAAGGGAAAGGGUCCGCACCUCCGUAUGAGAUCGAGCUCUGCUUCGGAGAAGAAUAUCCCGAUCCAAACGUACCGAAAGCCAGGAAGCUCAUCAUGGCACAGGUGGUUCCCUUGUUUGCAGUGGAUCUGCUACAAAGAUUCAACUUGGGACAAAAAGAUGAAAAAUCUCCAAUUCUUGGUUCAAAGUUGGAGAGGAAGGAGGACUAAGAGAUGUACCUUUAUCAGGGACUGGACUGGACAAAAAAACUAAUGAAGCUGUGAUUGUCCUGAAAUACAGCAGCUAAGUGUUGUUAGUAAAAAAUGUAUAUAUAGUAUAAAUGACUGCAUGGUACUUACCUGCACUAAUUAAAAUUAAUAUUCUUUAUUUUUUGUGUGACUCCAAAAAUGUUUUAAAUCCUAUUAUGACUCAUUUUGUGCAGCUAGAUACUCGUGCUAAGAUGCCAUGAAUGUGAAUUUUUCCCUCCCUUGUCAUGUUUAGGCAGUUCCAUGUUUGUCAUAUAUUAUGUACUAAUUUAACUUUUUGUCUUACAACAAAUACAGAAAAUAAAAUGACACCAGUAUUAUAAUC